UUACUGAAAGAUUUGGAAGAGGUUAAAGAAUUGCUUACAAAAGCCACAAGGAAGCGACUUCGUGAUGUCCUGAUGACAGAGAAGCACAAGUUAGAGCUAGAAAUCAAGAAUCAGCCUCCACUGAAGCCUAAAGAUGUGGUAGAGGAAGAAAAGUCAUCGCUGGGAGGGUACACAGUGAAAAUAAACAAUUAUGGUUGGGAUCAGUCAGAUAAAUUUAUUAAGAUUUAUGUCUCUUUAACUGGAGUUCAGAAGCUUCCCGCUGAGAAUGUCCAGGUGAAUUUCACAGAGAGGUCGUUUGAUCUGCUAGUGAAGAAUCUGAGUGGGAAGAACUACACCAUGACCUUCAACAAUCUCCUUAAGCCCAUCUCUGUGGAAGGCAGCUCUAGAAAGAUAAAGACAGACAUGGUCCUGGUGAUGUGUAAGAAGAAGCGGGAGGAAAAAUGGGAUUGUCUCACUCAAGUGGAAAAAGAAAGCAAAGAGAAAGAGAAGGCUGCCUAUGACACCUCAGAUCCUAGCGAAGGGCUUAUGAACCUUUUAAAAAAGAUGUAUGCAGAAGGGGAUGAUGAAAUGAAGCGCACCAUCAACAAGGCCUGGGUUGAAAGCAGAGAAAAGCAAUCCAAAGGGGACAUACCAAUGGAUAUUUGAAAGUACUCGAAGGGCCGCCUUAAUACUGAUCUUCCACGUGAGACAUGCUGUGCUGCAAAGAUCAUUGUUUACACAACCUUCUUCCAAGCAAAGACAGUAAUUUUCCAUUUCAGGUUGGAGAAAAUAUUUAAAUAAAAUAGCUUAUA
This is a messenger RNA of Mesitornis unicolor (brown roatelo), 791 nucleotides long. RefSeq names its product calcyclin binding protein (gene CACYBP). The record is from RefSeq and is a predicted model, not a curated record. Gene Ontology annotation, biological process: heart development. NCBI's taxonomy places the organism in Eukaryota, Metazoa, Chordata, Aves, Mesitornithiformes, Mesitornithidae. Gene Ontology annotation, cellular component: nucleus. The annotation marks the transcript as partial. The transcript has 5 exons. Gene Ontology annotation, molecular function: ubiquitin protein ligase binding; tubulin binding; S100 protein binding.